Messenger RNA from Puccinia graminis f. sp. tritici CRL 75-36-700-3, 1068 nucleotides. RefSeq lists its product as uncharacterized. NCBI's taxonomy places the organism in Eukaryota, Fungi, Basidiomycota, Pucciniomycetes, Pucciniales, Pucciniaceae. The transcript is spliced from 4 exons. The coding region runs from base 1 to 1068 and encodes 355 amino acids. The record is from RefSeq and is a predicted model, not a curated record.
AUGGUAGCUAUGUAUCAGCAAGAAAACAUGAUAGAACUCCUGAGGUGCCGAUUACGCAACCCAAGCCUCUCCCUGGCAACAGAGGCAGAAGUGCGGGACUUAUUGGACUCAAUUGAAGCUGAAUCUGAAAAACUUAAAGAGGAGCUUGAGCGCUUGACAGGCGAAUAUGAACCAGCAGAAAAUGCUGAAGAACGCAAAAUGUGCCUUCUUCUUUGGAGUGCAAAAUCGGAGUUGUUCGUUCAAGCUGUGCACCUUAGGGCUGAGAGGCAGCCGCUGGUUGAUAGCAAGACAAUCGGUUCACGGUUGGGCACAAAGUUGAAAGAAAAAACUUUCAAGGCAAUCAACAACAGACGACCCACAAUAGACAAGCUCAUUACCAAAUAUAAUCUACGAUACUUGCAGUACAGGCUCAAGUUCCCCAACCGAAAUGGCUUCGAAGCCGGCAAGGACGACAGUUUGACAUAUGAAAAACUUAAGACAAUGCCUCUUGAUGACGCUUUUUGGAAUGAUGGAUUUUUCUACCACUGCGAUGCUCCAUGGGCAGUCAACCCAGAUGUGAGGGAGGGUGUCAAUUGUGUUCUUGUUCUUAGUAGGGUACAAGAAGAGUUUGAACUUAUUUCACAAGAGCUGGUCCAUAUGAUGGCUUGGGCAAUUGGGGUCCAUGAACAUAUUGCCAAGCAGAUUGCUUACACGCAAGAACGAAUUUCUCGUCUGAGGGACACAUCAUCCGAACCACCAGAAGAUCACCUUGAUAGAAUUCAUCUGACCAAUAUCUCCCGAAGUGACAAAGUCAAGUUGAUACAGAAAGAACUUCUCAAUCGACUUGCAAUUCAUAACAAUCUGGUGGAAGAAUGGUCGGAAAAUGUUACUUGGCUAUGGGGUUGCUGUCAGCCAACAGAAAAUCAGUCGUUUGUGCAAAUUUGGAAUGACUUGGUGAAACAAGUCAAGCAGGAAAAACUUAACAACUUCGCAGAUUUGAACAAUGCCGAAGAUGCUUUGGAAGAGAUAGUUUCAGGGGAAGUAGUAGAUGAUGGUGAGGAUGCUGAUGGGUCUUGGGUUGAUUCAUAA